AUGCGGCCGGCCGAAUCGACAGCUCAUGACUAUAUUCUUCAGACUCCACGAGGCUCUCUCAAAGGUCUCGAACAACGGGAUCUCUCGGGCAAAACCAUCCUCUAUCGCUUUACCAAAGUCCCGUACGCUCUUCCACCCACAGGUGCACGCCGCUGGCGUCAGCCCCAGCCAUUACCCAAGGAAUUCACGUUCAAUAAUCCCCAAGGGGCACCGGGGGACUAUACGCGGUUUGGCCCUAUCUGUCCCCAACCACACUAUGACCAUGGCUCGAUCAUGCUCACCAACCCGAAUGCGGCCCCACCUGUAGACAACAUCCAGGACGAGGACUGUUUGUAUCUGAACAUCUGGGUGCCCGCCUCCGCUCCACCAGACAAGAAGGGCUGGCCUGUUCAAUUUCACAUUCACGGUGGCUGGCUCCAGAUCGGCGACGCCCUCCAACAGGAGGACCACGACCCAUUUGACCUGCUCGCGAACACGAGGCCCCGAAUCAUCGUCAGCCCGACGUAUCGACUCAACCUCUUUGGCUUCCUUGCUGGUGCCGAACUCGCCAGUCUCCAUGAAGAUCCCUCGCCGUCAAACUUCGGCCUCUGGGAUCAACGUGCUGCAUUGGAAUGGGUUGGCAAAAACAUCCAGCUAUUCGGCGGCGAUCCCGGCAACAUCACGGUGGGAGGCCUUUCCGCAGGCGCGAAUAGCACGUUCUUCCAGCUGAACUACGACACACAGCUACCUCGCGAGAAGCGCCUCGUCAAAAGAAUAUACCUGUGGUCCAACGCCGUUGCAAUACAACCCAAUCCGACCACGUCUCCGGUGCUGACGCAGCAAUUCAAUGACUUAUGCGCAAUCUUCGAUAUUGCGGCAGAAUCCUCGCCACGGGAGAAGCUUGAUCGGCUCCGCCAAAUUCCGUCUCAAGAUCUGAUUGCGGCGCUCGCCAAGAUGAAAAUGCACACCUUCCGCUCCUCCACAGAAGAUUGCUUCAUUAACUCGACGUUUCUGUCCUCCUUGCACAGUGGCACCUUCACGACCCAGCUGGCGCAGAACAACAUCUCUGUCUUCCUCGGCGAAGUCAGCGACGAGAAGGAGCUGUACAAGAUCGUCAACCCGCCUUCCACGUAUCAAGGUCUACUGACGCAGCUGGGGAACUACUACCCACAGCAUGUCGUCAAAGCUCUGCUAUCGCUCUACUCCAUCCCGGCAGCCAAGGAUGCAGACGCCGCGAAGUGGGCAGAAGUAUUCAGCCAAAUCGUGGCGGACGGCCAAGUCCACGCCUCGCUCCGUGGCCUCACGCACACCUUGUUGAACCCUCCUCAGCGGCCCGGUGUCGAGGGACUCCCAAGGAACAGAGUCCACAGGUAUCGCAUCUCCUGGCGCGCGAAGAACCUCGACAAAUGGAUCUCCGCGCACGUGGGCGUGUGCCAUGGCCUCGACGCGCCAAUCUGGUGGGGCAGUGGAUGGCGCGCCGACUUUACCGAGCAGGACAAGCAGAUUCUCAAGAACGUCGUGGAGCCUUUCGGACGAUUCCUGUACGGCGAGGAUGCAACCGUAGGAGGAGGGAUCAAGGGAGAGAGAUAUCUCCGAUGGAUUGACUCCCAGGGUAACGCGCACGAGGAUCAUGAGGAUGAGUUGUGGGAGCGGGGCAUGCUGAUCUGGGAUAGAGUCUGGGAAGCACAGAAGGACCUUGUGGCGAAGGAGAAGGAGUUGUCGAGCAUGCUAUGA
Messenger RNA from Cladophialophora yegresii CBS 114405, 1713 nucleotides. RefSeq lists its product as uncharacterized. The coding region runs from base 1 to 1713 and encodes 570 amino acids. The record is from RefSeq and is a predicted model, not a curated record. The transcript has a single exon. Lineage: Eukaryota; Fungi; Ascomycota; Eurotiomycetes; Chaetothyriales; Herpotrichiellaceae.